Molecule: messenger RNA, 1095 nt
Organism: Lactuca virosa
Lineage: Eukaryota; Viridiplantae; Streptophyta; Magnoliopsida; Asterales; Asteraceae
Source: the annotation of a GenBank genome assembly
AUGGGAGACGACACACCACAGAAUGUAAUGAAUCUCGACCUAAAUUUAGGUCCAGUUGUUCAUCCUUCCCGUGAAAACGAACCAGGUGGUUUAAACUUAGAAGAUUGGUUAGAUGGGCCUGUAAGGGAAGUGAUGAACCAUCGAACCAUAGCUAGACAAAGAUGGAGGUCCAUAUGGAGACCCGUUCUUUUCCCCAUGGAAACUACAAACAUGGCUCUUGAAUCGAUCACCGGAAGUGGUCCAAGCGGUCCAGAAACCGGCGAGGGAAGCGUGGCGGCCGCCGGAAGACCGCCAGCAAAAGCCUGUGAUAACAACAACGGGUACCCAGAAAACAAUCUUCAAGGAGAGAAAGAAGAAGUUGCAAAAAAUAAUGAACAUGAAGGUGGUUUUUUUGAUUGUAAUAUAUGUCUAGAUAUGGCAAGUGACCCUGUUGUGACAUGUUGUGGACACUUAUUUUGUUGGCCAUGUCUUUAUCGAUGGCUUCAUAUACACGAAAAAGAGUGUCCCAUUUGCAAAGGAGAAAUGAGUAUGAAAUCGGUUACUCCAAUUUAUGGGCGGGGCAACCCGACCCGUGUUGUUGUUGAAGAAGAUUCGGGUCUAAAAAUCCCUCAUAGACCACAAGCAAAAAGAGUUGAAAGUUGGAGACAAACUAUUUCAAGAAACGCGUUUACAAUGCCAAUGGAGGAAAUGAUUCGUAGGCUUGGGAGUCGGUUCGAUUUGACCCGUGAUUUGGUUCCGGGUCAACCCGAAAACCCGCGAGAAGUUACAAGUAAUUCGUUAUUGAACCGGUAUUUGAUUUCUAGAGGCUUUAGAAGGGAAGAAAAUCUUGAACCGGAUUCGAGCCCGAGCCCUGAACCGGAGUUGAACCGGCUGGGUCAACCCGAACCGGCCCGGUCAAUGGAGGACCGGGAUUCGGUUUCGAGUAUUGCUGCGGUUAUACAAUCGGAAAGCUUGACGGUUGACACUGCUGCUGAAAUUGAUUCGAGGGUAGUUUUGUCAACUUCAUCUUCUAGAAGAAGAAGUGAAUCUUCUUCUAGGGUUUCGGAUGUUGAUAGUGGAGAUUCUCGUGCUCCUAGAAGGAGACGUUUGAUUUAA